Messenger RNA from Helianthus annuus (common sunflower), 1358 nucleotides. RefSeq names its product histone acetyltransferase MCC1. Gene Ontology annotation, biological process: N-terminal peptidyl-methionine acetylation. Gene Ontology annotation, cellular component: Golgi membrane. The transcript has 6 exons. The record is from RefSeq and is a predicted model, not a curated record. NCBI's taxonomy places the organism in Eukaryota, Viridiplantae, Streptophyta, Magnoliopsida, Asterales, Asteraceae. Bases 318 to 1100 code for a protein of 260 amino acids. Gene Ontology annotation, molecular function: protein-N-terminal amino-acid acetyltransferase activity; histone acetyltransferase activity.
UAGGGAAUUAAAAAAUUGGAAGAAAAUUCGGUCGGGUCGGUCAACUAUUGAAAAACGGGAAUCACAAUCUCUUUUUACAAUUCUUGAGUGCCAACAGAAUCCAUCUUCAUUAUAUUAUAAUUUUGUACAAUACUUUUAAUUCCCAUUCAAUCUCCGAUCCCCAUCUUCUUCCUUGAUAAUCUCUUCUACGUACGAUCAACAAUAUGUUCUUGUCUGUUCAACCCAAUUUCGCCAAUUAAUGAUGCGUUUCAGUGACCGACGCAUGACCGCUAGUGGUUGAGUGAAUUAAUGGAAGAAAAUUUUGGUCAUUAAUUAAAAUGUCUUUGUAUUCAAUGAUGAACUUGAGAGCAUCUCGCCAUCCAUCCAUUUCUUACAGGCCUAUACGACCAUCGGAUCUAGAAGUUCUUGUAAAGAUCCAUGGUGAUCUUUUUCCUAUAAGGUAUGAACUUGAAUUCUUCCAUAACGUUGUUCAUGGCCGUGAUAUAGUUUCUUGGGGAGCAGUUGACCGAAAUAGUCCAAAUGGUGACGAUGAUGAACUUAUUGGAUUUGUUACUGCACGAAUUGUUAUGGCAAAAGAAAGUGAGAUAGAAGAUAUGCUGAGAUGCGACAAAUCAAGAUCAGACCAGUCUCUAGUAUAUAUUCUGACACUAGGCGUCGUAGAAUCUUAUAGAAAUCUUGGUAUAGCCACUUCACUGAUUCGAGAGGUGAUUAAGUACGCGUCGGAUAUGCCAAACUGCAGAGCGGUUUAUUUGCAUGUAAUUUCAUACAAUAAUUCGGCUAUCCAUUUGUACCAGAAAAUGUCUUUUCUCUGCGUAAGGAGAUUGCACGCCUUUUAUUAUAUAGACGGCCAACAUUAUGAUGCGUAUUUGUUCAUUUACUAUGUAAAUGGCGGGCGCUCUCCAUGUUCGCCCUUAGAGCUUGUUACGCUUAUCAUGACGUACAUGAGGAAAGGAUUAAACUUGGUAUUUUCAAGAGUAUCUAAAAACAGUGAGAAAAACGGGGCCAAACGGGUCAAAUAUAGAGACAAAAGCUGCCUUCUACCAAUGACACAAAGCAAAAGAAGCAUUACAAUCGAGGGGCCCGAGAGUGAUCAUGUAUGAACAUAAUUAUGAGGCGAUAAAUUUACAUUUCCACCCCUCCUAACUGGUGUUUCUUUCUCAUGUUAGUUUGGUUUGAAGCAAAAAAAUAAGUCUCACAUGUUAUAGGUUAUCAGCCUGAAUUUUAUAUAUUGAGGUUUUACUUUUUUUUUUUUUUUUUUUUUUUUUUUACUUCUGUAAAACUUUUAUUGUUGUUUUCAACCUUCUGUAAGUGUAAACUGACAAUAGUGAAAUGCCUUGUUAUUUCACUCUGCUUUCAUA